Messenger RNA from Cynocephalus volans (Philippine flying lemur), 2963 nucleotides. It is a transcript of the gene ABRAXAS2, whose product is annotated as abraxas 2, BRISC complex subunit. Lineage: Eukaryota; Metazoa; Chordata; Mammalia; Dermoptera; Cynocephalidae. The transcript has 9 exons. The coding region runs from base 1 to 1275 and encodes 424 amino acids. The record is from RefSeq and is a predicted model, not a curated record. Gene Ontology annotation, biological process: attachment of spindle microtubules to kinetochore; protein K63-linked deubiquitination; mitotic spindle assembly. Gene Ontology annotation, cellular component: nucleus. Gene Ontology annotation, molecular function: microtubule binding; polyubiquitin modification-dependent protein binding.
AUGAUGGGAGAGUUGGAGGUUUUCAUCAUGGCGGCUUCCAUUUCGGGCUACACCUUCAGCGCUGUGUGUUUCCACAGCGCCAACAGCAACGCGGACCACGAAGGAUUUUUGCUGGGAGAGGUAAGACAAGAGGAAACUUUUAGCAUCAGUGACUCACAAAUCAGCAACACAGAAUUUCUGCAAGUGAUUGAAAUCCAUAACCAUCAGCCUUGUUCAAAACUUUUUAGUUUUUAUGACUACGCAAGCAAAGUUAAUGAAGAAAGUUUGGACAGAAUUCUUAAAGAUCGGAGAAAGAAAGUCAUUGGGUGGUAUAGAUUCCGGCGCAAUACGCAGCAGCAGAUGUCAUACAGAGAGCAGCUGCUCCAUAAGCAGCUUACCCGCAUCUUGGGCGUGCCGGACCUCGUCUUCCUUCUCUUCAGCUUCAUCUCCACUGCCAAUAAUUCCACUCAUGCUUUAGAAUACGUUCUCUUUAGACCAAAUCGAAGGUAUAAUCAAAGGAUAUCACUUACUAUUCCCAAUCUAGGCAAUACCAGCCAGCAAGAGUACAAAGUGUCUUCAGUGCCAAAUACUUCUCAGAGUUAUGCCAAAGUUAUUAAAGAACAUGGUACUGACUUUUUUGACAAGGAUGGAGUAAUGAAAGACAUCAGGGCGAUUUAUCAGGUUUAUAAUGCACUUCAGGAGAAAGUGCAGGCAGUGUGUGCAGAUGUAGAAAAGAGUGAGCGAGUCGUUGAAUCUUGUCAGGCAGAAGUGAACAAAUUAAGAAGACAAAUCACUCAGAGGAAAAAUGAAAAGGAACAAGAAAGAAGACUGCAGCAGGCAAUGUUAAGCAGACAGAUGCUGUCUGAAAAUUUGGAACCAGUGUUCAGUCCUCGUAUGCCCUAUUCUGGGUUUGCAGCUGAAGGUAGAAGUACACUUGAAGAUGCAGAGGCCUCUGAUCCUCCUCCGCCUUAUUCUGAUUUUCACCCAAACAAUCAAGAAAGUACUCUGAGCCAUUCUCGCAUGGAAAGGAAUGUUUUUAUGCCUCGACCUCAAGCCGUUGGCUCUUCUAAUUAUGCUUCCACCAGUGCGGGACUGAAGUAUCCUGAAAGUGGAGCAGAACUUCCUCCUUCCCAAAGAGCAGCUGGAGACAGUGGCGAGGAAUCAGACGACAGUGAUUAUGAAAAUGUGAUUGACCCUACAGAGCCCUCUAAUAGUGAAUACUCACACUCGAAGGACUCGAGACCCAUGACACGUCCUGAUGAGGACCCCAGGAACACUCAGACCUCCCGAAUUUAACUAAACAAAAGAAACUCUCCACUUGUCACUGUUUUUCUUAAUUGCUUACUGAGAGAGUUUUUUUUGAAGACUUAACCUCGGGGGAGAACUGCUUUCUUAGAUACCUUGACUCCCGGGAGGAGAGUCCUUGUGCACAACUGGAGAAGCCUCUAUCUGUUGGUUCUCACCUUCAGAUGCCGUGUGCAGGUUUCACGACAGAAUCAUUAAGAUAAUCAAAUUGUCCUAAUUCUGAUGCGAUUCAUGGAUGUACUGGUAAAUUAAGGCAAGUCAAACUUAUUAGUGUACUUUCUGUUCUUUAAAAUAAAUUGGAAAUUAGAGACUAAGCACAAUUAGUCUAUAAAUGUUCUAUAAAUCAAAAACUUACCUCUUGCACUAUCAUGCCUUGAAAUUUACUUUUUCAAAGGGAAGUGAGUUUAGCAGCAGCCUUCAAAGAACUUCUUUCUAUGAUGAGCCAAAUUCAUCUUUGCCAGAAAAGAAAUUUUGAUAAUUCCAAGAAGCCUGAUUGGAACAAAUCGGAUAUACCUUCUCUUGUCUGCAUGACUUUGUGAGAUUCAAAGAGAGGGCUUUGUUUCAACUUUUUUCUACUAGCUUGAUAUGUAUUGUCACUUAAAAUGGUUGCCUUUAAAAAAAAUGUAGAAAUACUAAUUACUGGUAAGUAAUCAUCCAAAUAAGUAUGUCAUAAAAUAAAUUAAUUAUUUUUCUCUUGGUGGAUUACAGUGACUACUGUGUUGCGCUAGCACAUUUAUGGUCUUUGUUCUAGAGUCUUAAAGGAAGGACACACAGCAGUGGAGAACAGAAAGGAGUUAUGUAUCAGACUUGAGUUUUAUGACGAACAGAUUCCAGAAACAGUGGAUUUAGCUGAGUUCAUAUGUGAGGGAUAUAAUUCAUUUAGAUCUUCUGACAAAUCCUAGUGUUAGUUUUAUUUGUGGAGGAAAGACAUUUAUUAAACUGUUUGGGAGUCUUGGUGAAUAAAGAUUCAUUUCAAAUCUGAAUGACCAUACUUAUUUUUUUUUUAAGUUGCCUUUUGGGAGAUAAUUAAGGAAUGUGUAGAGACUGUCAGGACGCCCUUAUAUUUUUAUUUAAUUGUGCUUGUUUUCUAGUUUUGCCCAGAAUGUGUGGAACCACUAGGACAUUCAUGAGCAUGGUGGGUUCCUGGUUUGCAAGGGGCACCACCCACCAUGUGAGGAGGUCAGCCCGUGAAGUUAGUACUGUACUUGGAGUUUAACUGCCUUUCCUUAGGACUAGUUAAAACUAGUUGUUAGAGAGGCUUCCAGGUUCCGAAAAAGUAGUUUCAUUUCAUAGGAUAGACAUUUACUCACCAAGCUACAGUUCCAAUACUAAAUCAGAUAAUAUGGACUGAAAAAUGCUCAAACUGCCAUUCUUUGGACUUCCACUCUUCGGGGGCCUGUAUUUUAACUGCUGUCCUGGGUUUGUUGGCCUUGUCCCCCUGCCAUUUGAUCUGACAUGUUGCAGACCACUUUGUCUGCAGAUGUGUUCCACUUUUGCCAGCUGCCUACCAGCUGCUUCAGCACCAGAGUGAAUUUAAUUUUGUUUAAGUGCCAUUGCCAUCUCCUCCGUUCAGAUUUUGACAUUCAGGAAAAUGUUUUUAUUUUUAUGCCAUACUGAAAUCUACAAUGUAUAUCUGACAAAGCAGUUAAAUGUGACAAUAAAAACUUAUUUAAUCACGA